Molecule: messenger RNA, 868 nt
Organism: Gossypium arboreum
Lineage: Eukaryota; Viridiplantae; Streptophyta; Magnoliopsida; Malvales; Malvaceae
Product: PRA1 family protein F2-like
Exons: 1
Coding region: 95-631 (178 amino acids)
Biological process (GO): vesicle-mediated transport
Cellular component (GO): endoplasmic reticulum; Golgi apparatus
Source: RefSeq, a predicted model, not a curated record
UUUUGUUUAUUUUCUUCCAUCUUUCUUCCUUCUUUGACAUUUAGCCCUUAAGGCCAAAAACUCUUUGCAUAUCAAAAAUCAAAAUUAAAAAGAAAUGACAACAUAUGGAACCAUUCCGGCUGAGUUGCCACAACAGUCAUUGAGCUUAAUUGUUCAAGCACGAGAAUUUCUCGGAUCAGGCCUCGGCUCACGAAGAAAAUGGGAAGACAUGAUCAAUAUUCGAGCAUUAAAUUUACCCCCGAAUGUAAACGAAGCGGUACGGAGAAUCAGAAUGAAUAUCGUGUUUUUCAAGACGAACUACGUGAUUGUCGUGCUUUUUCUCCUCCUCCUCACUUUGUUCUUCCACCCAACCUCGUUGGUCAUCAUUGUCGUCAUAAUGAUCGCGUGGUUUUUACAAUACUUUUUACGUGACAACCCUUUAUCGAUUUACGGCUUUGUCAUCGACCGUAACAUGAUCAUAACGGUCUUGACGUUGUUCACCAUCGCUGUGUUUUUCUUGACCGAUGUGAUGAGUAAUAUCAUGAGUGGCAUUACAUUCGGAUUGACGGUCGUUUUUGCACACGGAUUCUUUAGAACUACUGAUGAUUUGUUCGUCGGAGAUGAAAAGGACAUUAAUGCAUCGCAAUGUUAAUGGACUGACCAUUCACCGUGGCCGCCGCUGCUUAUGGCAUUGAAGAAUGUUGUUUCCUCUUGAAUGCCUCCAUUGUUGUUGUUGUUUCAAUUUUUUAAUCAUAUACUAUAAAUGGAAAGAAUUAAGUCAUUCUUUGUUGAUUAAGUUUAAUAUGUAUCAUCAUAUACUAUCUUCCUCAACUAUUGUGAAUCAACUGUUUUGGUACAAAAGAGAUAAUGGAUAAAUUUACGAUAUGCA